Messenger RNA from Prorocentrum cordatum, 758 nucleotides. Lineage: Eukaryota; Dinophyceae; Prorocentrales; Prorocentraceae. The record is from the annotation of a GenBank genome assembly.
CAUCGACAUGUAUUGGGCUUCGAGCUUCACGCAUCCAGGACCGCUUGGUGAUUAAUGCCUGUUAGUUUCUAGAUUGCGUGUCUCACUGUAUAAACCCCACAUAUGUAGCAAGUUCGGCUUAGAUAUGAGUUGGGUCACGCGCGCACGCUGCAGCUUUCAGUCGAUUGUCAGGCCAUAUCGUUAACCCCAUUCGGCCUGAUGGUAUUGGCCCAGUUGCCGGUAGCGAAGAUCUUCUGGCUUGGCGUGAGGCAAGCCGCGAGGCCCAUCUCAAAGGUAGCAACAUCAUUCGCGGAGCGCAGCGACGGCUUCCAGAGCUGUUGCGUUGCUGUGUCCAGGCUCGUGCCUUCCAACCGCGUCAGCGUGCCCAGGGAGGAGGCCGUACAGAGCGGGUGCGCAAUAUUGGGCGAGGCCGUGGUCUUCGGGGUGUCGGGAGCGGUGCUCGCAUACGAGUACGUCAAACAGAAGGAGGCCGAACGCGCCAAGGAAGAUACGCUGCAGCGCAAGGCGUCCGAGGAGAGGAUGGCGCUGCGUUGGGAGCUGCGGCGGCUGGAGGAGAGGCUGCAUCAGCAGGGCGAGGCUCUCGAAGCCCUUCGCAAAGUCGUGGACGGCAAAGCCACACCGUUGACCCGAUGAUGCCGCGAGGACUCGCGCUGAGCUCGAUUUAGAAGUGGCUGUCGAUUGCUGGUAUGCGAUAUCACAAUCUAGGAGGUCGCCAUUGCAACACUAGAAAAAGGGCUGUUCCACCCCACUUCAUCCAG